UCCUCGGCUGCUGCCAUGGAGCCCGCCGGCCUGGAGCAGAUCCUGCGGGAGCUGCUGCUGCCGGACACCGAGCGUAUCCGCCGGGCCACUGAGCAGCUCCAGACCGUUCUUCGGGACCCGGCCGCCCUGCCCGCGCUCUGCGACCUGCUGGCCUCCGCGGCCGAUCCUCAGAUCCGCCAGUUCGCGGCAGUGCUGACCCGCAGACGACUGAGCACCCACUGGCGACGGCUGACAGCUGAGCAUCGGGAGAGCCUCAAGUCCCUGAUCCUGUCGGCCUUCCAGAGAGAGACCCAGCACUCUGUGAGCCUUAGCCUGGCCCAGCUCUCAGCCACCAUUUUUCGAAAGGAAGGUCUGGAGGCCUGGCCUCAGCUCAUGCAACUUCUUCAGCACAGUACCCACAGCCCUCACAUACCAGAGAGAGAGAUGGGGCUUUUGCUGCUAAGUGUGGUGGUGACCUCCCGGCCUGAGGCCUUCCAGCCCCACCACCGGGAGCUUCUUCGGCUUCUGAAUGAGACCCUCGGUGAGGUGGGCUCUCCUGGGCUCCUCUUUUACUCCCUGCGCACGCUGACCACCAUGGCCCCUUACCUGGGCACCGAUGACGUGCCUCUUGCGCGGAUGUUGGUGCCCAAGCUCAUUGUGGCCAUGCAGACUCUGAUCCCUGUAGAUGAGGCAAAGGCCUGUGAGGCUGUGGAGGCCCUAGAUGAAUUGCUAGAGUCAGAGGUGCCCAUCAUCACCUCCCACCUCUCUGAGGUCCUCACAUUUUGCCUGGAGGUGGCUAAAAACGUGGCUCUGGGUGAUGCAAUACGUGUUCGUAUUCUCUGCUGCCUCACUUUCUUGGUUAAAGUCAAGAGCAAGGCUUUGUUGAAGAAUCGUCUUCUGCCACCCUUACUACACACCCUUUUCCCCAUUAUGGCUGCCGAGCCCCCACUGGGCCAGCUGGAUCCUGAAGACCAGGAUUCAGAAGAGGAAGAGGUGGAGAUUGGGCUGGUGGGGGAGACUCCCAAGCACUUUGCUGUACAGGUCGUGGACAUGCUGGCACUACAUUUGCCCCCUGAGAAGCUCUGUCCCUUGCUGAUGCCCAUGCUGGAAGAGGCCUUGCGGAGUGAGAGACCAUACCAGCGCAAGGCUGGGCUCCUGGUGCUGGCUGUACUGUCCGAUGGAGCUGGUGACCACAUCAGACAGAGACUGCUGUCCCCACUGCUGCAGAUCGUGUGCAAGGGCCUGGAGGACCCAUCACAAGUUGUGCGCAAUGCUGCAUUGUUUGCCCUGGGCCAGUUCUCAGAGAACCUACAGCCGCAUAUCAGCAGCUAUUCAGGGGAGGUGAUGCCACUGCUCCUCGCCUACCUGAAAUCGGUGCCUUCUGGGCACACAAACCACCUAGCCAAGGCCUGUUAUGCCCUGGAGAAUUUCGUGGAGAACCUGGGGCCUAAAGUGCAGCCCUACCUUCCGGAGCUGAUGGAAUGUAUGCUGCAGCCUCUGAGGAAUCCCAGCAGCUCCCGGGCCAAGGAGCUGGCUGUGAGCGCCCUGGGGGCCAUUGCCACAGCUGCCCAGGCCUCCCUGCUGCCCUACUUCCCCACCAUUAUGGAGCACCUGCGGGAAUUCCUGUUAACUGGCCAUGAGGACCUUCAGCCUGUGCAGAUCCAGAGCCUGGAGACACUGGGGGUGCUGGCUCGAGCAGUGGGGGAGCCCAUGAGGCCCCUGGCUGAGGAAUGCUGCCAGCUAGGGCUGGGCCUGUGUGACCAGGUAGACGACCCUGACUUGCGGCGCUGCACGUACAGCCUGUUUGCAGCCUUAUCAGGGCUCAUGGGUGAGGGCCUGGCGCCACACCUGCCACAAAUCACCACACUUAUGCUGUUGUCACUGCGUUCCACUGAAGGCAUUGUGCCUCAGUACGAUGGAAGCGCCUCCUUCCUUUUGUUUGACGAGAGCGAUGGGGAGGAAGAGGAGGAGCUCAUGGACAAGGAUGAGGAAGAGGAGGAGGACUCAGAGAUCUCAGGGUACAGCGUGGAAAAUGCCUUUUUCGAUGAGAAGGAAGACACCUGUGCUGCUCUGGGGGAGAUCUCCGUGAACACCAGUGUGGCCUUCCUUCCCUACAUGGAGACUGUCUUUGAAGAAGUAUUCAAGCUGCUAGAGUGCCCUCACCUGAACGUGCGGAAGGCAGCCCACGAGGCCCUGGGUCAGUUCUGCUGCGCACUGCACAAGGCCUGUCAGAGCUGCCCCUCAGAACCCAACACUGCAGCUCUGCAGACUGCCCUCGCCCGGGUGGUGCCGUCCUACAUGCAGGCAGUGAAUGUGGAGCGGGAGCGCCAGGUGGUGAUGGCCGUGUUGGAGGCGCUGACGGGGGUGCUGCGCGGCUGUGGGCCCCUCGCGUUGCAGCCCCCUGGGCGUCUUGCUGAACUCUGCAACAUGCUCAAGGCGGUGCUGCAAAGGAAGAUAGCUUGUCAGGACACCGACGAGGAGGAAGAAGAGGAGGACCAGGUAAGGGCUGAGUAUGAUGCCAUGUUGCUAGAGCACGCGGGAGAGGCCAUCCCAGCUCUGGCAGCUGCAGCCGGGGGAGAUGCCUUCGCCCCCUUCUUUGCUGGCUUCUUGCCACUGCUGCUGUGCAAGACGAAGCAAGGCUGCACAGUGGCAGAGAAGUCUUUUGCAGUGGGGACCCUGGCGGAGUCUAUUCAGGGCCUGGGUGGCGCCUCAGCCCAGUUUGUGUCUCGGCUGCUCCCUGUGCUGUUGAGCACCGCCCGGGAGGCAGACCCUGAGGUGCGGAGCAAUGCCAUCUUUGGGCUGGGGGUGCUGGCAGAACAUGGGGGCCGCCCCGCUCAGGAACACUUCCCCAAGCUGCUGGGGCUUCUGUUGCCCCUCCUGGCACGGGAGCGCCAUGAUCGCGUCCGUGACAACAUCUGUGGGGCACUUGCCCGCCUGCUGAUGGCCAGUCCCACAAGGAAACCGGAGCCCCAGGUGCUGGCUGCCCUGCUGCAUGCCCUGCCACUGAAGGAGGACUUGGAGGAAUGGGUCACCAUAGGGCACCUCUUCAGCUUCCUGUACCAGAGCAGCCCUGACCAGGUUGUAGAUGUGGCUCCUGAGCUCCUGCGCAUCUGCAGCCUCAUUCUGGCCGACAAUAAGAUCCCACCAGAUACCAAGGCCGCAUUGCUGCUGCUCCUGACAUUCUUGGCCAGACAGCACACCGACAGCUUCCACUCAGCACUGGGCUUGUUGCCUGGUGACAAAGCUCAGGAGCUCCAGGCCGUCCUGGGCCUCACCUAG
Puma concolor (puma) is the source of this 3258-nucleotide messenger RNA. The record is from RefSeq and is a predicted model, not a curated record. NCBI's taxonomy places the organism in Eukaryota, Metazoa, Chordata, Mammalia, Carnivora, Felidae.